UGAAGCCAGACUCAAUAUCGAUAGGAUGAAAAAGUUCAAGAGGAGACUUUCCCUGACCUUGCGAGGAAGCCAGACCAUUGAUGAAUCGUUGUCUGAGCUAGCAGAACAAAUGACCAUUGAAGAAAACAGCAGCAAAGAUAACGAGCCCAUUGUGAAGAAUGGGAGGCCUCCAACGUCUCACAGCAUGCACUCCUUUCUCCACCAGUACACGGGGUCUUUCAAGAAGCCUCCCUUACGGAGACCACACAGCGUCAUCGGGGGCAGCCUCGGCUCCUUCAUGGCCAUGCCCAGAAAUGGGAGCAGAUUAGAUAUUGUUCAUGAAAAUCUGAAAAUGGGGUCAGAUGGUGAAAGUGACCAAGCUUCUGGAACGUCAUCUGAUGAAGUUCAGUCUCCCACAGGUGUUUGCCUCAGAAACCGGAUACACAGGCGAAUCUCAAUGGAGGAUUUGAACAAGCGCUUGUCCCUGCCUGCUGAUAUCAGGAUACCUGAUGUGUAUCUGGAGAAGCUGCAGAUCAACAGCCCGCCAUUUGACCAGCCCAUGAGUCGACGUUCUCGUAGAGCAUCACUAUCAGAAAUUGGAUUUGGAAAAAUGGAAACCUAUAUCAAGUUAGAAAAGCUUGGAGAGGGUACUUACGCAACAGUUUAUAAGGGGAGAAGUAAAUUGACAGAGAACCUGGUAGCUCUGAAAGAAAUCCGCCUGGAACAUGAGGAGGGUGCACCAUGCACAGCCAUAAGAGAAGUAUCAUUAUUAAAAGACCUGAAGCAUGCAAAUAUUGUUACGUUACACGAUAUUGUGCACACAGACAAGUCUUUGACUCUUGUUUUCGAAUACCUGGACAAGGAUCUGAAGCAGUACAUGGAUGACUGUGGGAACAUCAUGAGUAUGCACAAUGUAAAGCUAUUUUUAUACCAGAUUCUCCGUGGUUUGGCAUACUGUCAUAGGCGGAAGGUUUUGCAUCGAGAUCUGAAGCCACAAAAUCUACUUAUUAACGAGAAAGGAGAACUGAAGCUUGCAGACUUUGGAUUGGCAAGAGCGAAGUCUGUUCCUACAAAGACCUAUUCCAAUGAAGUUGUCACAUUAUGGUACAGACCACCUGAUGUUCUCCUUGGAUCUUCAGAGUAUUCAACUCAAAUUGACAUGUGGGGCGUUGGCUGCAUAUUUUUUGAAAUGGCGUCGGGAAGGCCUCUGUUUCCUGGUUCAACUGUGGAAGAUGAACUGCACUUAAUUUUCAGGCUCCUCGGAACUCCAUGUCAAGAAACAUGGCCAGGCAUUUCUUCCAGUGAUGAAUUUAGAAACUACAACUUUCCUAAGUAUAAACCACAACCUCUCAUCAACCAUGCACCAAGGCUAGACACAGAAGGAAUUGAAUUGAUAGCGAAGUUCCUGCAAUAUGAAUCGAAGAAGAGAAUUUCAGCAGAAGAGGCCAUGAAACAUGCAUACUUCAGAAGUCUUGGAACAAGGAUACACACUUUGCCUGAAAGUGUUUCAAUAUUCAGUCUAAAAGAGAUUCAAUUGCAAAAAGACCCUGGCUUUCGAAAUUCCACGUAUCCAGAGACAGGACAUGGGAAGAACAGAAGGCAGAGCAUGCUUUUUUGAAGUGGGCAGUGCAGAGUGAAGCCCAAACCUGUCCUGUCGAUCAAGGACUCAGAUCCGAAGGCAGUGCUUUCUGUUGGUGGACUUGGAAUAGCAGUUUGUCUACACUGUCCUCUUCACAGUGGAGUCUUUUUAUUUCCAACCUGCAAAUUAUGUUUUUAUAUUUGUUGUCACAGUGUGACAAUUUUUUGUACAGUUGGUUUUAAGGUCUCCUCUGCCACUAGAGCCAGUAGGUUACAGCUGUUGAUGUAACUGUAGCUGCAAUUUUUGUGCAGGACUGAGAAACACAGUGCAUUAUUUAUUGCGGAAUCAUUGCUGCUAAAUAACUACUGUCUGUAUAGUUAACACAACAGUUCCAUGCCUGAAGAAGUUGCAAUGGCUUUAUAAUAUGUGAAUGCAUCUGUUUCUCUUGAUAUAAUGUUCUACUGCUGCGGGGUUUUUUUGUAUUUCUUAAACUGCAGUGUUUCCUGGAAUGUAAACAUAGCUUUGCUUGGCUAUAGGUGAGCCAUCUUUAAUGCUCUAAGUUCUUGGCACUUAAUUCCUUAUUUAACAUUGGAGGUAUGUGUUGAAAUAGUUGAAAAAUUAUAAUGCAUAUUAUGUUUUUGAAAAGCACAUGGUGUGAAAGUUGAUUCAAACAAGUGAACAGUGACUAUCAUUUGCUCUCAGAUCCUAUGUUAUCGAUAUAUUGGAGCAUGGAGGCUGGAUGAUAAAUUUUGUCAGGCUUACUCCAACGUAAGAUAUUUGCACAUUGUUGUGCACAUGGGGCCUGCAGAAACAAUUACUUUUUUACCUUGUUUUUAACUUAGAAAUACAAAUAGUAAAGAGGCAAUUCAUGUACAUUGGACCCUGGCUUACUUUUAAUUACAGAAGAACAGGACAACUAAUCACACAAACAUGGGACUAAUGUCAUACUUUUCCCACCUUGUUGCUCUCCCAUUUGUGCAUUAUUCACUUGAAAUCAACUGGAAAGAUGCAAGUUUGUACUUGAUAAGAACUCACUAUGCUACAGAGCUUUUACAACGAGAACUUAGAGAGUUUUUCAGAUCUUAGAUGUUACCUGUUUUCCAGAGAUAGUAAACAUAUUACUACUAUGCUUAUGCAUCUCAGUGAGUAUCAUAAGUACACCUUUGGUGAUGGUUACAGUAUUUUUAAGCAUUUGUGUUCACCUUUAUGAACCUAUUUGUUUAGUGCAUCUUAAAGAGACUGUAAAUCUUUAUUGGUAUAUUUUGAAAUGGUCAUGUAAAUCUUUGGCUGGUAUAUCAUGAAAAUAGUCAUAGGUAACUUAAUUUUUCCUGACAUUCACUGUAAAGCGUUCAGGGGUCCUACCAUUUCUGUUCAGGAAAUCUUGUAGUUUAUUGUUAUUUAACAGUAUUAAGUGAAUUUUUGUAUAUUUCAUUUUAACUUUAUUUGUGAAUAGUGAUUGUGGCAUGUUUGGGGGUGUUUUAUUACUAUUUCAUUGAUACUGGUAAAUUUGAAUUGGAAUUUUUUUUUUUUAUUUUCUGGAGGAGAGAAAUUCAUGUGUAAUGGUGACUGUUGGACCACUACUGCUUUUCAGCAUUUGUAAACCGGUUUUACGUUGAAUCUUGUAGACCUAACAAACUGCUGUUAUUUCUAACUGACCGACCUGUAUUAAUAUUGUACUUUUGAAAGUAUAAAUAUUAUGUGGAAUUCUUUGGUUUUGUUUUGAAAUUUAUAAUAACAGAAGCCCUGUGUUGUUAAAAAUACAGACUAAGUGAACUUGCA
Molecule: messenger RNA, 3337 nt
Organism: Acanthisitta chloris (rifleman)
Lineage: Eukaryota; Metazoa; Chordata; Aves; Passeriformes; Acanthisittidae
Gene: CDK17
Product: cyclin-dependent kinase 17
Exons: 16
Coding region: 26-1597 (523 amino acids)
Biological process (GO): protein phosphorylation
Cellular component (GO): cytoplasm; nucleus
Molecular function (GO): protein kinase activity; ATP binding
Source: RefSeq, a predicted model, not a curated record